Molecule: messenger RNA, 333 nt
Organism: Aureobasidium uvarum
Lineage: Eukaryota; Fungi; Ascomycota; Dothideomycetes; Dothideales; Saccotheciaceae
Source: the annotation of a GenBank genome assembly
UGUUCGAACCUCUUGACCAUCACACCUAUCCCCGCAGAUCAUCUUCCUCUGAACGAGCAACACUUUGCGAACGUCAACCGAUUCGAAUGCCGAACAUGUCCUUACCAAAUGAUUCUGGACAAGCGCUACUUUGAGCGCAAGAUGAUGAAGAGCAAGGAAGUCGAAGAUGUCUUGGGAGGUGCCGACAGCUGGAAGAACGUCGACAAGACAGAGGUCAACUGCAGGGAAGAGAAGUGCGACAACCGUGAGGCAUACUUCAGACAGGUUCAGAUCAGAAGCGCUGAUGAGCCCAUGACCACUUUCUACAAGUGUGCCUCUGAAUGGCGCGAGAAC